Molecule: messenger RNA, 7792 nt
Organism: Pristis pectinata (smalltooth sawfish)
Lineage: Eukaryota; Metazoa; Chordata; Chondrichthyes; Rhinopristiformes; Pristidae
Gene: zmiz1a
Product: zinc finger, MIZ-type containing 1a
Exons: 26
Coding region: 956-4249 (1097 amino acids)
Biological process (GO): regulation of transcription by RNA polymerase II; protein sumoylation
Molecular function (GO): zinc ion binding; SUMO ligase activity
Source: RefSeq, a predicted model, not a curated record
UCUUGUGCAAUGCUGCGCCGGGCCGCGCUCGCCCUUGGUGUGUAGAACGUGGCUGCAAAGUGAGCCGAGAGCUCUGGAAAUGAGAGUAACCUUCUUAACAACGGCACCACUAACCCAAUGCUGGCACCGUCAUUGUCUCUUGACGUCACGCAGCCAGUCCGGCUCUCAAACAUGUCUUUGUUAUUUCAGAGGCUUUCCAUCUAAGGGAACAGGAGUAGUUUGCAAAAACCGGAUCAGACUCACCGUGGAGCUGAUCACAGUCUUCCAGAGAAACACCGACGCCUCCGCAAGGAAUUUCUCAUUCCGGAGCUGUGAUAUUCUAGAUAUGGACAACAGGCAUAUCAAAGCCGUGGAGAAGUACCUCCAAUAAUCUCUGCAAAAUCUGCCAAAGCCUUUUGCAGGAUAGAUAGACCAACAUCCGUGUCUUCUCAAAGGUCAACAGCCCCAGGAUCAAGUAGCUGAUUAUGCUUGGCUGGUUCUGGUGGGUGGACAUGUGUUGGACAUGUCAACAACCAUCCCAAGACAGGUUUUGCAGGAAGACAGAAAAUAUUUAAGCAGAAGUACAACAUAUGCCCUUACUCAUAGGAAUCACUGUCCCAUGGCUGCUCAGUGGAGAAGGUGAAUCUGCAAAGGAUGGAAACUGGACAACCUGCACCAUUAGGAGCACAUAUCAGAAGAACAACCCUCCCAUCUUGGAAUCCACGGUGGUGCCUGACAUCGGCCGACUCUAUUCGUCUGGUGAGCUCCAAAGCAGAUACUGAUGGUGGUGGCCCACGACCCAAACCAGUGUGAGCUGGGCGGGCUAUAAAGUAGAAGAGGAGUCUCGGUCUUGGCAGUGGCAAGGACCCCGACUCGCCUGUUGCCCCAACACCGCGUGCCCAUCCGGCCUCUCCUGUGCCACGUGAGUGGAAAAGUUUAAUGGCUUACCGGUAGAAGGCAGGAAGAGAGAAUAAAGAUGAACACAGUCACUUCCAUGGAUAGACACAUCCAGCAGACAAACGAUCGGCUGCAGUGUAUAAAACAGCACCUACAGAACCCGGCAAACUUCCAGACUGCUGCCACUGAGCUGCUUGACUGGUGUGGUGACCCACGAGCGUUUCAGCGCCCUUUUGAGCAGAGUCUGAUGGGAUGCUUGACGGUUGUCAGCAGAGUAGCUGCUCAGCAAGGUUUUGACUUGGACCUGGGAUACCGGCUGCUGGCUGUAUGUGCUGCAAACAGAGACAAGUUCACACCAAAGUCUGCAGCUCUCCUGUCAUCGUGGUGUGAGGACUUGGGCCGACUCCUACUGCUUCGUCACCAGAAGAGCCGACAGAACGACACCCCUGGGAAACUGCCCAUGCAACCGCCCAUGAAUCCCAUGAACUCCAUGAAGCCCACACUCCCUCCUGGGCCUCACAGCGAUGGGUCAUUCACCUAUGACCCUGUCCCUUGGCAACAAAACACAAGUCAACCUCCAGGCUCGCUGUCUGUAGUUACAACUGUGUGGGGAGUCACCAACACGUCACAAAGCCAGCAGGUGCUGGGAAAUCCGAUGGCUAACGCAAGCAAUCCCAUGACCCCAGGGGGCAACCCGAUGGGAUCCGGCAUGUCGGGAAACAAUCCCGGGAUAAACUCGCCUCAGUUUGCCAGUCAACAGCAGCAGUUCUCGGCAGGCAAAGGCGGUUCCAACCAAGCGUACAUGCAGCAGGGCAUGUACGGUCGACCAAACUACCCUGGGAGCGGCAACUUUGGUACCAGUUACCCCGGAGGCCCCAAUGCCCCCGGCUCCAUGGGCAUUCCUCCGCACAGCAGGCCGCCGACCGACUUCACGCAGCCAGCGGCCGCAGCGGCAGCGGCAGCAGUUGCGGCCGCCGCGGCAACAGCAACGGCCACGGCAACCGCGACGGUGGCUGCCCUGCAGGAGAAGCAGAACCAGGAGAUGAACCAGUACGGACCGAUGGGUCCAGCCCAGGCCUACAACAGCCAGUUCAUCAACCAGCAGGGGGCUCGGGGACCUUCCUCCAUGCAAGGCAGCAUGAACCCAGGAGGAAUGGGAACGGGGAUGACCCCUUCCAGCAUGAGUGGGCCACCCAUGCCCAUCAGCCAACCCCGGCCGCCUGGAAUGAAUCCGGUGUUUGCCUCCCACGGCCAGCGCGUGGCUCAGCAGGGCUACCCAGGCCCCAGGCCUUCUCAGCAGAUGCCCAUGCAGGGAGUCAAACGACCGUAUCCGGGAGAGCCAAGUUACGGAGCCCAGCAGUAUGGACCAAGCAGCCAAUUCCCCAAUCAGGCUGGGCAGUACCCUGCUGCCAACUCCCAGAGACCCAUUACAUCACCCAGUUACCCAGGACAGAGGAUGCCCGGCCAGCAGAGCACAGGCCAGUACCCGCCGCCUCCUGUUAACAUGCCUCAGUAUUACAAGGCAGAGCAGUUUAACGGGCAGAACAGCAGUUUUGCUGGAAGUGGAUACACCUACAGUCAAAGUAGUCUGAAUGGGUGUCCUCUCUGUCUCUCCAUCACAAAUGCUGGGAGUGGAAAAGAAACCAAACCUCCGAGGUCCGUGGCAAGUUAUCCUCAUUCUCCUGUACCAGGAAAUCCCACUCCACCUAUGACUCCAGGAAGCAGCAUCCCGCCAUACUUGUCUCCUAACCAGGACGUAAAGCCUCCAUUCCCACCCGACAUUAAACCUAACCUGAGCUCCUUGCCACCACCACCUCCAAAUACUAAAGGGAAAGUUGACACUUUCUCUCCCUCUUUGGUCUCAGCCAACGAUGAGCUACGGCUGACCUUUCCGGUGAGAGAUGGCGUUGUGUUGGAGCCCUUCCGACUGGAGCACAACCUGGCCGUCAGCAACCACGUGUUCCAUCUACGGCAGUCAGUGCACCAGACAUUGAUGUGGAGGUCUGACUUGGAACUUCAGUUCAAAUGCUACCACCACGAAGACAGGCAGAUGAACACAAACUGGCCAGCGUCUGUCCAGGUCAGUGUGAAUGCCACACCCCUCACCAUCGAGCGAGGUGACAACAAGACCUCACACAAGCCCUUGCAUCUAAAGCACGUCUGCCAACCGGGAAGGAACACCAUCCAGAUCACAGUUACUGCCUGUUGCUGUUCGCACUUGUUCGUACUUCAGCUGGUGCACAGACCGUCAGUUCGAUCAGUUCUUCAAGGCCUGCUGAAGAAGAGGCUUCUCCCCGCUGAGCAUUGCAUCACGAAAAUAAAAAGGAACUUCAGCAGUGUGGCAGCUUCCUCGGGUGGUGCCACUUUGAAUGGGGAAGAUGGAGUGGAGCAGACGGCAAUCAAGGUGUCUCUGAAGUGUCCCAUCACUUUCCGGAGGAUUCAACUUCCAGCGAGAGGCCAUGAUUGUAAACAUGUACAGUGUUUUGAUUUGGAAUCGUACCUACAACUGAACUGUGAGAGAGGAACUUGGAGAUGUCCUGUGUGCAAUAAAACAGCACUCCUGGAAGGUCUUGAGGUUGAUCAGUACAUGUGGAGCAUCCUUUCCAAUAUACAAAACUCUGAGUUUGAAGAAGUCACCAUUGAUCCAACAUGCAGCUGGAGGCCAGUUCCACUGAAGUCUGACAUCCACAUCAAAGAUGAUCCUGAUGGUCCGCUGUCCAAGAGGUUUAAGACCAUGAGCCCUAGCCAGAUGAUUAUGCCCAAUGUCAUGGAGAUGAUAGCAGCCCUUGGUCCAGGUCCAUCACCAUACCCUUCCCUACCUCCACCACCAGGAGGCAACAGUGGCAAUGAGUAUGGCAACCCGGGUAACACUUACCCCAGCCAUGGGAACUUUGAUUUCCCACAUGGCAACCCUGCCGGUGCUUCUAUGAACGACUUCAUGCAUGGGCCCCAGUUGUCGCACCCUCCAGAUAUGCCCAACAGCCUUAUGACUCCUGACAAGCCUCUCAGCCACUCCAUGCCUGACCAGAUGCCUCAUCCUGGCAGUACUGAUCAGUCCCAUAGUUCCAUGCAGAAAGGUAUGCACGCACCUCACCCCAGCAGCCAAUCAGGGCAGCCAUUACAUCACAGUGGUCCUGCCCAGCAGCCCCGGCAGGUUGGUCCUAGCAACCAUCCACACAGUGAUCUGACCUUUCACCCGCCCUCCACCUUGGAAGGUCAGGCUGGUGGUCAGGGAGCGUCCGACAUGCCGGAACCCUCACUGGAUCUUAUUCCAGAAUUCACAAAUCCAGAUGAGCUCCUGUCGUACCUUGGCCCUCCUGACUUGCCCAGCAAUAGCAAUGAUGACCUUCUUUCUCUCUUUGAGACCAACUGAAAGCCCAUCCCUUCAUCCAUCCUCGCCAGGUAGCCGCACGAGAAGUCAAACACCCUUUUCUGCAAGAGUUCGUACACUAGAUGAAAUGGUGCACUCCAGGCUCCUUGUCCUUCCGGAAUGAUCUACUUACGCACUUCCACAGACGGAGAGCAGUGUGGGCAGAGGGGUGGGGAAGGAAGCUUCUUAGGUUGUGCUACAGGUUCACGCAUUCACCUUCAUAAAGAUAACCUUGUAGCUUUAUCAAACCAGUUUUCAGAACAAAUAGAAAGAAUUCCAGGUGUCCAGGUGCUAAAUUUGGGAAAACAACAAUGAAGAGCGGGAAGAAUUCUCCUUGUAGAUCAGUCCCCAAGAUCUUCUCCACCUACCACCACCCCCACCCUUAUCCCCAUCCAAUCUCCCUCUAAAACACCAGAAACAGGAACCUUCCACACAGCAGCUCCUGUGAGAGGAGCAGAUGAACUAAGGAGUAACAGGCAUAAAGUAUUUAGGUCAGAAUGCAACUAGAAAGCACAAUAUUGCUGACCUGGAUAUCAAAUUGGGAAAAUGUGUAAAAACAGUGAAUGGGAAGUUGUGACUUCCACACCUGACAAGUCUUCUGUACAGAGAUUUUCUCCUGUUUACUUUUUAUUUCUUUGUUCGGCAAUGCGAGGGACCGCUGACAGCCUGCAAGUGAAAUGCAAGGGAAUCCAUUCCUUGCAGUGUUUUAUUGCUGUCCUUGGGUGUUUUGCUGAUCCUUUCUGCCAAACCAGCGUCCUGUCCUUCCUGAGAGGACUGCCGACAGAUCUCUUGCAUUUGUGGCUCAGUCUUCUUCAGAUGGCACGCGGCAACGGCAGCGAUCCUUGGACAAGUUGCUGCAAGGGAUGGACUGAUGAAGCAGACGAGAUCCACUGGCAGAGCCAGGAGCCCGAACAGUCAGUGACUGAAGGCAUUGGCAACAUUUUCCUGGUUUGUGCUUUCCCUCAAAGACGGAUGCAUGAGGUCCUCUCCUUACCAGUUGGGAUUUGAAACAAUAUUGAAAUCCUCGCACCAGUGAACCUUUUCCUCUUUUGUCAUGCAAGCCACCAUUUUAUUUGCAUGAACCACCUCUUCUCUCCAGCCCUCAUUCUGUGCUGACGUACCUUUCUCAAACAGUGUUGUACAAUAGUUGUCUGACAAGAAGGAAGGAAAAAAUGGCAUGUGUGCGAGACAACCAGCCUGCAUCCAUGCAGUUGAUGCACAAUCUGACCCUUUGUUAUACCCACUAAUGAAAUGCAUAACUGCGCUCCCAAAAUCAAACAUUUUUAACCUGCGACACUAACUGUGCUGCACAUAUGCCAGUGUCAGAGGAAUUUGUUGCAUUUCCAGAUAGUUUUUCUGUCUUUUUUCAUUUUUAUUCUUAAUGAGCUGACAUUUUUUUCAACGUAAAGCUUACUGCUGGAAACUUGUUCAAUGCUUUCACCACCAAAGUCAUCUUUUGUUUGCUUUCCAAACAUUUUGCUCCUUCUCGAAGAAGAGAAUAUCUGAUCCAUUACUGCUGUAUGUGCAUAGUAAUGUAUGCUAGUUACCAGUACGCAGCUGUAGAUAUGAAGAUGAAUGACUAUUUGCCUUUGCUAGUAGCAGUAUUGAAUCUGUAAUCGUCACGUAGAAAGUUGGCAAGUAAAUAAAUACAAUUGAGGUUUUUCCCCUUUCUCAUGUAAAAGACAAUGUUCAGUAUGCAAACUGAUUACUUUAAAAUGCAAUUGUAAAUAACUUUGUGAAUAUUUUAGAAACGUCUUUGAUAACAUUCAACAUUUUCCUUGACCAGGAUUGGUUGUCUUCUCCUGUGGUUUUUAAAUUGUGGCCCUACUUUCAGCGAGCAUUCUUCCACAGAGCAGAGGAACAUCCUCCACCCCUCCCCACAAAUAGAAGUAAAGUUUACAAACUCUUUCUAGCCCUCCUAAUUCUCAAGUGAGCUCGAUUUAAGUAGAGGAAAGAACAUGUCACUAGUGCAGUAUAGUUCAUUUCUGUUAAAUGAGUGAUGUGUUUCACUUGCUGGGAUUAUUAGCAGUUUACAAUGUUUUGUUACUCAGCUUUAUGAAUUCUUUUAAACUGAAAGAGAAAUUGCGAAAUGUAAUCUCUUCAUUAGUCUUUUUAAAUGUCAAAAAUGUUUGACAGAUGACAGGCUGUGUAAUAUAAAGGUACUCAAUUUGCAGGGACUUAUACCUGUUAGAGAGAAGGAAGUGAAAAUGAUUUUAAACAUAUGACAGUCAUAUAAUUGGGUCUGAUUAUAUCAUGCAUCUAGGCAUGAAUGUUGGAUAGUUCUUGGCAUAUUGGAUGACAAUGGUUGAUAAAUAUUCCAUCCUUAUACUUUGAGACUUCAGUAUGGUUGCCCAAAAUAUUAACCGACAUCAUCCUAGAAGGUUACACGCGUAACCGUAUCAGCAGUUGGUUAUCGGUAUAACCUGACACCCUUGAGAAUCCUAUUCCCCACUCGGUGGGUUGAGUUGACCCAGCAGGAAGUGACCAUUUUCUGCCCCGUUGCUCUUGUCCUGGCUUCUGCUUGUGUGGAUAUCAUGAGACUAUUAUCUGCACCUCCCAUUUCAACUUCUCCCCAUUUUAAGGGCAGCCAGUCCCUUGGUCUGGCAAGGUACUGGUUCCAAAGUGGGAACCUGUUCAUUUGAAACAGCCUCGACAAAACACCUCUGAAAAGUGAAGAGUUUCCAAUGACUGACAAUGCACUGCCAAUGAUUUUUUUUCCUGAAAAAGAAGUUCUAACAUGUUGUAAUGUUAUUUUAAAACAAAAAAAAAGGCCGGUGAGUGAGCACUGGCAUGUUUGGUGUUGAUUUUUUUUUAAGAGCUGUUUCACACGUGUAGUCUCCAUGGUUUUACAAGUGUCACUGUGAAAACCUGGCUGGGAAGGAACCUCGGUGAUCUUUGGGCCCCUGCUCGGACUUCUGUAAGGACAAAGCAGACAGACAUACAGAGACAGAUAGCAUUGUUCUUAGCAGGGACUAAGGGACAUGUGUACAUAUGUAAAUGAUAAAGGGAGACAUGUUCAAUGUAAAGAAAAGUGCAUUCAUUUUCCUGAAAUGUGCAUUGUCUCAACCAGCUUGCAAUCCAUCAGAAGUGACUGUGUGGAAAGAGAUAUACUGUUUGUUAUCUUACGUGAAGUCUUGCCAUUCAUUCACCUCUGUAAUAUACUCUGAUCCUUCAGAUGAAACCUUUGUUUUACCUACGUGUAAUAUUUAGCUUCAGUGUAUUAUCUAGUAGAUCACCUGCAUAUUUUUAAGGUGCUACAAAAUUAAUGAAGAAAAUGAGGGGGUUAAAAAAAAAGAUUGUAACCAAAUUCAUAGUUUGUACAAUUUUUGAUAUCAUGAUCAUUCAAGAAUUCAAAAAGGGUACAAUCUCCUGUGUCACUUGCAAAUAUGGCCAUUGUUUUUUUUUCCUGUUUGUACAUUGUAUGUACAAUGCAAUCAUUUCAUACUUUAAACUGGUCAGAAAACUAAUUGUGAUUUUUAGUCUUGCAAACUGUAUGUAGUUAGAUGAUGUGACAACCUAAUAUUUAUCUAAUAAAUAUGUAUUCAG